Penaeus indicus is the source of this 595-nucleotide messenger RNA. RefSeq lists its product as uncharacterized. The record is from RefSeq and is a predicted model, not a curated record. Bases 161 to 595 code for a protein of 144 amino acids. NCBI's taxonomy places the organism in Eukaryota, Metazoa, Arthropoda, Malacostraca, Decapoda, Penaeidae. The transcript is spliced from 5 exons.
CCGGGCCCCGGGAGUUUCACCAGUGCCUUGCGAUCUGCUGUUGGGGAUUGUCAGUUGCUCUCUGCCUCAGAUGAUCGAUACAGUAACGCGGAAAAGAGGAAAAGAGUGAAUAAGGAUCAGACUAUUAUCGUAAGCUGAGUAAGGGAAUCGCAGGGACGCCAUGGCUUCAUCGCCCUCGGAAAGUGACGCUCUUCUCGGGGGGCGUCACUCCCCCCCGCCGCGGUACUCCAGCAUCAACCCCUUUGAUGCAACUGAGGAAAAUGACGCCAAUAAGGCAGCCAAGCACUCUGGUGCUUCUGCUAAUGUUGAAAGUCGAGGUCCUAUCAACAGUGGUCCUCCGGCAGGUCACCACGCAGGUCAUCACGCAGGUCACCAUGGAGGUCACCACGGAGGUCACGUGCAGCAACCUCCCAUGCAACCAGGUUGGUGGUCGUGGAUACCCGGUCCUGCCCAGUACUUCCCUCCCGGCCUGGAGCACCUGAGCCACGUCGGCGAGCUCACCAUCUCGAAACAUGGUCAGUCCUCUGUAAAUAACGCUUAUCUGAUGGUGACUGAUUUCGUUUCCUCGUGUAGCUUUCGAAGCUAUCACGUUUAA